AUGGCGUGCAUUGGUGACGACGACGUUCGGGCACUGGCGUCUUCGAUCUUGGCCAGCUUAGACCAUGCCACAUGUAGUGAGUGGCUGUCGGAAGAGAGCCUGGCUCACCACAUCACAUCAGUCAUGUACAGCAAUAAGGGCACGCGCGCAGUGCUCCCGGUAGCAUUUGAACCCGCGUCAGCGCCAGAACCACGGAUGACAGCAGUAUCCCAUCAAUCAAGUUUGGCUCACUUUCAAGCUGCGAGGGUUGAGCGGGAAGCACUCUUUCGACUUCAUUUGACGAGUGCAAGUGAGCAAAGGUCGCAUUGCGCCUCGAGGGACUCCUCAAGCGACAUUUCAUCCGAUCUCUCUGACGACGACGAUUGUACCAGCGACGAAGACGUCGCGCCGUCGCUGCCACAUCUAUCAACAGCAACUACAGGGACUCAAACCACCGGAGAUGUGGGUCGCCAGGACGCACAAGUACAAGUCGACCGGGAGCCAACACCACCCGAGCCGCACACAACGCAAUACUCGAUGACGACCGCCCUACUUGGAACUCACGAGCUUCGCGUGCUUUCGGAUGUCGCUGGGCGAGUCCGCGUUGUCCAUCGCGCGUGCAGUGAAGCAGCGGUACCUUCUAAAGUGAUUGCCACUCGGGAUGCCUCAGAGCAAAUUGUUAUCGAGCACCACGACCAAGGUGUCAACACAGUAACUUGUUCGAGUCCGAGUGUUGAUAAGGGGACACAAAUGUCGAUGGAAGAUAUCGAUCCAUCGAAACCUCGACGACUUAUUCCACAACCGCAAGAGGACUCGCCCAACUUUGAGCUGGACUUGUCGAACUUUUCCCGUUCUCAUAUGUAA
Saprolegnia parasitica CBS 223.65 is the source of this 843-nucleotide messenger RNA. RefSeq lists its product as hypothetical. NCBI's taxonomy places the organism in Eukaryota, Oomycota, Saprolegniomycetes, Saprolegniales, Saprolegniaceae. The record is from RefSeq and is a predicted model, not a curated record. The transcript has 6 exons. The coding region runs from base 1 to 843 and encodes 280 amino acids.